Molecule: messenger RNA, 708 nt
Organism: Oenanthe melanoleuca
Lineage: Eukaryota; Metazoa; Chordata; Aves; Passeriformes; Muscicapidae
Gene: MIXL1
Product: Mix paired-like homeobox
Exons: 2
Coding region: 1-708 (235 amino acids)
Biological process (GO): hematopoietic progenitor cell differentiation; regulation of transcription by RNA polymerase II; endoderm development
Molecular function (GO): RNA polymerase II cis-regulatory region sequence-specific DNA binding; DNA-binding transcription activator activity, RNA polymerase II-specific
Source: RefSeq, a predicted model, not a curated record
AUGGCCGCGCUGCGCUUCGGGGAGCCGCCGGCGGAGCCGCCCGCCUUCCCCGCGGGCAGGUGGGCGGGGGGCGGCGGGCCCGGCCCGGCCUCGCCCGCCCUCAGGGCGCUGCCCCCGGCCGAGCCGUCGGAGGGGGCUGUGCCGGCGGCCUCGCAGCGGAGAAAGCGGACCAGCUUCACGGCGGCGCAGCUGGAGACGCUGGAGCUGGUUUUCCAGGACACCAUGUACCCCGACAUCUACCUGCGGGAGAAGCUGGCCGACGCCACGCAGAUCCCCGAAUCCCGCAUCCAGGUGUGGUUCCAGAACCGCCGCGCCAAGUCCCGCCGCCAGCGAGGUCCGCCCCGGCCCGGCCCCGCCGCGCCCCCGCCGGGCUGCCCGCGCCCGCCGCGCUUCGCCGCCCUGCGCGCCCCGGAGCGGCCCCGCUGCGCGCUCUCCGCGCUGCCCCGCACGGAGGACGGCUCGGCCCCCUACGCGUGGCCGCCGGCCGCCGGGUUCCCGCCCGGCCCCGGCUUCGAGGGCUUCUCGGCCGGCCAGCCCGGCGGGGCCGAGCCCGGCCCGUUCGCGGGGAGCGGCGCCGGCCCCUUCCCGCCGGCCCGCGCCUUCUGCGGGCAGUACUCGCCCGUGUCGGACGCCGAGGACACCAGCGGCUACUCGGAGUCGGGCUCGGAGUGGGAGGAGAACGCGCUCGGCGCCUUCCGCGCCCUCUGA